This is a messenger RNA of Triplophysa rosa, 1620 nucleotides long. It is a transcript of the gene nr0b1, whose product is annotated as nuclear receptor subfamily 0, group B, member 1. The transcript has 2 exons. Gene Ontology annotation, cellular component: cytoplasm; nucleus. Gene Ontology annotation, biological process: negative regulation of transcription by RNA polymerase II. Bases 70 to 861 code for a protein of 263 amino acids. Lineage: Eukaryota; Metazoa; Chordata; Actinopteri; Cypriniformes; Nemacheilidae. Gene Ontology annotation, molecular function: transcription corepressor activity; transcription factor binding. The record is from RefSeq and is a predicted model, not a curated record.
ACAUCUCCACGCGUAAAGCUCAUCCCGGUUUCAUCAACGAAACAUAACUCUCCACAGCACCAACCCAGCAUGGCUUACUUUGACAGCAGCUGUCACUGCAGCAGCGAAAGAAGACAAAACAGCAUUUUGUACAGCAUUUUAAAGAACGACAGUCAAUCUGCGCAAUUUGGGAACCAGCCGAGGAACCCGAGGCUCGCCGUCUCCAUGCGCGCUUGCGCGUGCGGAUCCAAGAGGAAGGUCUCUCUGCGCUCCCCUCAAACCACAUGCAAAGCAGCCUCCGCGGUUUUGGUGAAGACCCUGAAGUUCGUGAAGAACGUACCGUGUUUUCGGGAGCUGCACGUGGAUGACCAGCACACGCUGGUGCGCAGCGGCUGGGCGCCCCUGCUGGUGCUCGGGAUGGCGCAGGACAGGAUAGACUUUGAGACUUCGGAGACGCCAGAACCGAGUAUGUUACAGCGGAUUUUAACAAGCGGACAGGACAAGCUCGAGAACCAGAGUAAUGGCGGGGUGGCGUUGACAGAUGUGCAGGGUAUUAAAAUGUUUCUGAGGAAAUGCUGGGGACUUGAUAUACGUACGAAGGAGUACGCGUAUCUGAAAGGAGCGAUACUGUUCAACCCAGAUGUUGCAGGGCUACAGUGUCAACAUUACAUCCAGGCUCUGCAGAGCGAGGCGAACCAGGCACUCAAUGAAUACGUGAAGAUGAUUCACCGCGGAGACAGUGCGAGAUUCGCUAAACUCUUCCUCGCGCUCUCCAUGCUCAGAUCCAUCAACGCCAACGUGGUGGCCGGUCUCUUUUUCAAACCGGUCAUUGGAGCAGUGAACAUGGAGGAACUUCUACUGGAGAUGUUUUAUGGAAAAUAAAACGGUAACAGUGGACAGACUUUGAAAAUGACUGAUAUUUUACACAUGUUAUUUUUGUACGUUCUAUAAGAUUUCUCUCUCUCUCUCUCUCUCUCUCUCUCUCUCUCUCUCUCUCUCUCUCUCUCUCUCUCUCUCUCUCUCUCUCUCUCUCUCUCUCUCUUCUGAGUUGAACUCAUCGCUGAAUCCAAAGUUGAUGAUGACGUUUUUCCAUUUUGGGGAAAGAACUUUGUUUACUUAAGUUUGUUUGUUUACUUGUGGUUUGCUUGUUUAUUUGCUUUUCUGUGUGACAUCGUGCAGCCCCUCCGAUGAAUGUUUAUUUCAUGGGUGACACAUUACAAUAACAGUCUGUAACCAAAAUGAAUGUGUUGAGUAUAAUGUUUACAAUGCAAUGUAUAUUUAAUGUAAAUAUAAAAUCGUAAUAUAAUUAUCAUGUUUCUUUACAUUUCUAACUAUUAGAUUUCUAACACAAUGGAUAUGAACUUAUCUGUUAACCACGUAAUAAUGAAUGUUAGGGUAGUUACUGAAAGUUAUUAUAAAGUGUUACCUAUAUUUAAAUAUUACAAAUCAUCGUACAUUUUUGUCACCUUAUGCAAUAAGGAACAGUGGGUAUACACUCCUUAAUGAUUUCCCACAACAUUAUAGACAGUUAUGUAUUUUUUGCAUCAUAAUAACAUGUAUUUCGAUAAACAAAAUGUCAGUGUGAUUACAGUUCAAAGCACAAAGAGAAAACAAUAAUGAAAAUAAAAGUUAACAAUAAGG